This is a messenger RNA of Musa acuminata AAA Group (dessert banana), 613 nucleotides long. RefSeq names its product F-box protein SNE-like. The transcript has a single exon. The record is from RefSeq and is a predicted model, not a curated record. Gene Ontology annotation, biological process: gibberellic acid mediated signaling pathway; regulation of gibberellic acid mediated signaling pathway. NCBI's taxonomy places the organism in Eukaryota, Viridiplantae, Streptophyta, Magnoliopsida, Zingiberales, Musaceae. Gene Ontology annotation, cellular component: SCF ubiquitin ligase complex. Gene Ontology annotation, molecular function: protein binding. The coding region runs from base 1 to 471 and encodes 156 amino acids.
AUGGACGCAAGUUCAGUAUACGAGCAGCAGCAGCAGCAGCAGCAGGAAGGAAGGGUGGAGGAGGUGUUUGCGGUGAUCAAUGACAACGGGGACCUGUUGGCGGAGGUGCUGGGGAGGCUGGACGGCCGGUCGCUGGCGGCGGCGGGUUGCGUGUGCAGGGUGUGGGCGGCCGUGAGCAGGCGGGAGAGCGUGUGGGAGGCGGUGUGCGGGCGGCACGUGGAGGGCGGGGCGGCGGCGGGGGCAGGGGCGCGACCCGUUGUGGCAGCCCUCGGCGGGUACCGCCGCCUCUACCGGCUCUGCCUCGGCCCCGCUGCCGACCGGCUCGGCGCCGCCGCCCGCCUCUCCCUCUCCCUCUCCCUCUCCCUCUUCUCCAUCGACUGCUACGAGCGGCGCCUCGGCCGGGAGCGCGGCCACCCCAGGCCGGCCUCGCUGCUCUUCCUCGACCACAACAAUCCCGUGGACGUGUCGUGAUCCCCACCGUCGAGUUCCUCGUCGUGCUCGUACCAUCUAAUGCUAAUAAUAUAUUAGAGAACAAAAUAGAUAAUAAAGGAUAUAUGUUAUAUCUUUUCUUGUCUUCUGCAUUCUCUUUGUUUUCACCGCUAUCCAUGGUGUA